CUGGUAGCGUCACAGCUGGGAAAUUCUGUAAUGCAUAAUGAAUUAGUAGUGUUGGGCGAAAUUCGGGUUUUCUAACUUCCGGUGAGUAUUGAAUGCAGCACAAUUUUGAGAGAGCAUCGUUCCUCCUACAGUCGAAGCCAUAUGAGGUGAACCGGUUUGCCUGCGGACACAGUAGACACGUUGUGGGUAUGCCAUACGAUGAUAUCGUCGUUUACGGGCUACGAAGCAAAUUUAGGUUUUGAAAAAAAAAGAAUGGGUCAAUUGAGUUGGGCUAGCUGUUAGCUAGCUAGGCCGAUGUAGUUAUUGAAAGAGGUAAUGCAUUUAAUGUUGUUUCGCAAUUUUUAGCUAGCACUGCAGGCUACGUGGACUAAAUUGUGAAUCGUCGGGUAGCUUUUUUAGCGACAAACAUGGAACAGUGGAGGGACGCGGCCUCUCAGCAGGCCAAACUGCUCGCAAUUCGGGUGAAUGAAUUGUUGUCCAAGGGCCAGGAGUUUUUGCGAACCGAGAUCGGAGUGGAUCUUGCGCUCAGGCCCGAGCUCAUUCCGCCAUGGGUGAUCCUCCUUGCGGUGUGCGCCGGCUUCGUGCUCAUGCUUGCAAUAUGGGCCUCGAUGUGCCAGGCUCUCUUCAAGAAGCGGCCUGCAAUCACCGUCGUGCAGGACACCGUCGAGGUAAAACCAAGUGCCAGUAAACCUGUCAAAUCGGAGGAGCCCAAGAAGAAGAAGAAAAGGCCAGAAAAGAAAGUCCAGCCAAAUGGAAGAGCUGUCACUGACGCACAGGACGAAGACGCCAUAGUUAGUGGAGCUAGAGUGCCACAUCAACAGCCACCUCCUCCAGAAACCAUGAGUGAAAAAGCUGUAGAGACAAAGUCCAAGAAGAAAGUCAAACAGGCAGUGAAGGAGAUGGUGAAAGCUGUUGGAAAGGAGCCAGAGGGAGGCACAUGGGAGACUAAGGUCAGCAACAAGGAAAAACGGGAAAAACGCAAGAAGGACAAGAGUUCCAGCGAUGGCUCCGCCAGUCCUGGUGGUGGUGGUGGUGGCAGCACUCCUGUGAGCCCUACUCCAGAGCAGCGCAAAGCCUCAGCUACUCCAGAGCAGCGCAAAGCCUCAGCUACUCCAGAGCAGCGCAAAGCCUCAGCUACUCCAGAGCAGCGCAAAGCCUCAGCUACUCCAGAGCAGCGCAAAGCCUCAGCUAAUCCAGAGCAGCGCAAAGCCUCAGCUAAUCCAGAGCAGCGCAAAGCCUCAGCUAAUCCAGAGCAGCGCAAAGCCUCAGCUAAUCCAGAGCAGCGCAAAGCCUCAGCUAAUCCAGAGCAGCGCAAAGCCUCAGCUAAUCCAGAGCAGCGCAAAGCCUCAGCUAAUCCAGAGCAGCGCAAAGCCUCAGCUAAUCCAGAGCAGCGCAAAGCCUCAGCUAAUCCAGAGCAGCGCAAAGCCUCAUCUGCUCCAGAGCAGCGCAAAGCCUCAUCUGCUCCAGAGCAGCGCAAAGCCUCAUCUGCUCCAGAGCAGCGCAAAGCCUCAUCUGCUCCAGAGCAGCGCAAAGCCUCAUCUGCUCCAGAGCAGCGCAAAGCCUCAUCUGCUCCAGAGCAGCGCAAAGCCUCAGCUGCUCCAGAGCAGCGCAAAGCGUCAUCUACUCCAGAGCAGCGCAAAGCCUCAUCUACUCCAGAGCAGCGCAAAGCCUCAGCUGCUCCAGAGCAGCGCAAAGCCUCAGCUGCUCCAGAGCAGCGCAAAGCCUCAGCUGCUCCAGAGCAGCGCAAAGCCUCAUCUACUCCAGAGCAGCGCAAAGCCUCAUCUACUCCAGAGCAGCGCAAAGCCUCAGCUGCUCCAGAGCAGCGCAAAGCCUCAGCUGUUCCAGAGCAGCGCAAAGCCUCAGCAGCCACGCCAUCUGUCAACCAGAAGAAGAAAAAAGGAGAGUCGUCAAAAGUGACAGCAGAGAAGUGUAAUGCUGCUGUAUCUCACGUUAACAACAUUGAGGCACCAUUAGUAGCAGCAGGUGUUGUGGCUGACAGUCAAGCUGUCAAGGUUCCUCACACUGUUGCUCCAAAGACUCGAGGCUCGUGGAUUGCCACAAGAGAACCAGCGCCACUGUGGAAGACAGACAUUGAUGAGUCAUGGACUGUGAUUGAUCGUGUUCCAGCUGAUCUAGUUUCCUUUACUAAUCUGGGUGUUGCCACAGCUGAUCCGCAGCUGGUGGAUAAAGCACCAUGGCUCAGUCAGCCCAAAGUAGAUGAUGAGUGGUCAGGAUUCAAUGGUGUUUCAGCAGAUCCCAGCUCUGACUGGAACGCCCCUUCUGAAGUUUGGGGCAACUAUGAAGAGCCCAGACCUCAGCCCACUCCUGUUCAGGAGCAGCCUCGAAGUGCUAAACCUAAAUCUAAACCUAAUCUACUGAGUUUAGCUACUGAGGAGCAGGAUGAUGAAGAUGAAAAGCACAAUGGAGAGGCUGCUCCUGAUGGAGCUGCUAAAAAUAAAAAGAAGAGAAAGAAGAAGAAAAAGGCAGCAGAGGAGGGAGAACUAGGCCAGGUUGAAGUACCAGAGAAGAAGUUGGAGCCUACAGCCCCAUUGAAGGAGGAGAAGGAGAAGAAAAAGAAGAAACAGAAGCAGCAGCCGCCUGCUCAGGAGCAUCCUCCUCCUGUUGAGGUGCGACUGGAGCGACCAGCGAAGGUCAGCACAUCUCGGAAACCUCUUGCCACACAAGUGCCACUGAAGCAACCUGAGGGACAUACCACAGUUCAGAUCAACGUUCCUGCUCCAACCCAACAAAAAACAGAGGAAAUCCAGGCCGCCAAGCUGUCUAAGAAGAAGAAGAAGGCAAGGAGGGAGACAUGAGUCCGCUUUGCAGUCAACCAUAUGCAAAAGACUUGACAUCCUGAUUAUGCAACUUUUAAAUAAAAGAACUCGGACCUACGGUCACCUGGAUGGACUUCAAACACCGACUGAAAAAUGAGAUCAACAUUUUAUACAGUCGUUACGUCAUGGAAAAGUAAACCUAGAAGCAGCGUAAUCUAAUGUCAUGCUUUGUGAAUUAAUUUUUAAACAUGCUUUUGAUACUGUAUUGUAAUUCCAUUGAUUGAACUAAGUGAAGGAGCUAGUCAAUUAGAAAUAUAGAUGUAAAGAAAUUGUAUUAUUGUGGUUACUAUGAGGUUACUCAGUAUGACAACAUUAUGCUGAACUGGCCUUUCGUUUUGUCGGCUGUAUGGUGAGCAUCAUUGAAGGAAAAAGGUCCGAUGUUAAUUUGGACAUUUUGACUCCUUGUGUGUACAUGUCUAUUCUUAUUUUUCAUAAUCUGUGAGAUUUCAGCAGACUCUGUCCAUGCGGUUUAUCAAUUUGUCUGUGUACUGAGACUGCCAAUCCUUUCCAGUUUUUACAACAUACUGUAAUAUGCUCUCUGGGUGGAGCCAUGUUGGACCCUCUGACUGAAGAUGCACCAGGUCUUCAACCUCUUCCUGACUUUCCAACUGUAAUUGAUUCUAAAGUCUAAAGAUUCUUUUGUUUAAAAAAGGUGGUUGGUAAUAAAAGUAAAGCAAAAGCCA
Phyllopteryx taeniolatus (common seadragon) is the source of this 3520-nucleotide messenger RNA. RefSeq names its product protein LYRIC-like. The transcript has 13 exons. Gene Ontology annotation, cellular component: nucleus. Gene Ontology annotation, biological process: regulation of transcription by RNA polymerase II; negative regulation of apoptotic process; positive regulation of canonical NF-kappaB signal transduction. NCBI's taxonomy places the organism in Eukaryota, Metazoa, Chordata, Actinopteri, Syngnathiformes, Syngnathidae. Bases 408 to 2816 code for a protein of 802 amino acids. Gene Ontology annotation, molecular function: transcription coregulator activity. The record is from RefSeq and is a predicted model, not a curated record.